AUGCCCGAAUGGCACUCUUCGGAGGAUAAAAUUUUGAAUGAAGCAGUUUCUGGGAAUGACACAAAGAUUGCCCAACAAGCAAUUAGAUCAUCAGGCAACCGUUUGGAAGAAACACAAACUUUCGCUGUGUUUCAAGAAGAGCUCGAAGUUAUCGAUGAACUAGACGAUCCUGUGGAUGUUUGGCAUCGCUGCGUGGAAUGGCUAGAUUCGACGCAAUAUUUAAAAGAAAACAUAUUACCGAAAGUUUUGGAUGAUGCUCUUGCUUACUUGGAGAAAUGUAAGUUUGCUCAAAACGAUGUUCGACAUUUACGUAUUUGGCUUGUCAAAAUACAUCGAUUAUGCGCUUCUCCCGAGACGUUCCCUAAUGCUGCUCAUGAGUUUUAUCAUUUAGCAAGCAAGCGUAUUGGGAUAGAGUUAUCUUUGUUUUACGAGGAAUAUACUUCAUUAUUAAUUCGCAUGCAGCGAUGGAAAGAAGCUUCAGAAGUAUUACAGACUGGCAUAUCGCGAGAGGCUCGUCCUUUAACUCGACUUCUCCGACAUGCCUCAGAGUUUUCAAAUGUGUAUAAUGCUUACUUAAAAAAGCUUUCAGAUGAAAAUAUACCGUUGGAAUCAGUUGCUUAUGAAACUCCAUUUCCUCCACCCAGGACCAUACUCGGAACCAAAGCUAGUACGGUUGCAACUUCUACUUCUGAGCAGCCAUCUGCGCGAGAGCAAAAUGUUCCUCAAGCCACUAAGCCUUUUCAAAUCUACUCUGACGCUCCUGCUCCUCACCCUGAACAUUCUGUCGCCGCGGCAUCGGCGGCUCCAUCUUCCAAUGUUGUUGGUGAACAGGAACCUGAUCUUCCUAUGUUUUAUGAUGCUACUUCUGGAAAACGGAUUGAGUAUGCUUCUUUUCGCUUUCCUGUUUUAUAUGCGAAUGGACAAGAAAAAUCAAUGGAAGAGUACAGAGCUGAACGAUAUUUUGAUUCAGUUUCCUCAUCAUUGCAAGCUCCUGAUUCUCAGUCUUUUGCUGUUCCUGUGGGUCCUUCUCUAUCCACUCUUCAUCAACAAGCUCCACAAACGACCCCUAAAAAGGAAGUGUUUGAUGUUUUAACACCCGUCGCGCUUUCACCAAAACCCGCUUUUAAACCUCCUUCUCCCACCAUUCAUACAAAAGCUGCUUUGGCAGAUAUAAUGGAUCUUUUUAACCAACCACUCCGGUCUGAAACUCAACAGACGCCUCCAAAAUCCCCUAUUCCAAAUCAAUACUCUGAUUUUGGUACCCCAGCUAACGUAACAAAAACUAUAUCAUUUAACGAGCUUUCUUCUGUAAAAGAAGAUGCGGAUAGGAAUGCGAAGCCUUCAUCGCUAACUGGUCAUUUCGCUGAGAGUUCUUACGAGACUAAAGAACACAAAAGUCAGUUACCCCAUUCGCAUUUGCCAGAUUUCCAAUCGUUUCCAGGAUUACCUGGUGAUACCUUUGUUAAUGAAUCGUCAAUUCCAGCGAUUUCUAACGACGCAAAGCGGAGGCGAACAUUUUCAGGAUCUCCUCCUUCAGUCCCUUAUAAAAGCCAUUACGAAUCUAUCCCUCACUUUGAGGAACGACCCGUGGAACCAACAAACGGAUUUACGGUUAACCCAGUUUCUCUGCCCUUCAAUGAAAACAACGACCUUCACACAGUGAAUCCCUUCCUACAAACUGAAGCUCUCGCAAGAUUUAACGAGCACGAUUUACUUAGCAUAAAUGAACCCAUGAAGCACCCUGUUCUGCCUUCUUUACCUACUACCAUUCAUCCCCUCGACCAAUCUCUGCGCGACUGUUUAUUUCAAGCACUACGUCCCUAUUUAAAAUUUGAUGAAAACUAUCAUGAGAUCGAUAGUAAUUUUACUAGUCUAGAAGCUAUCGAAUCUUUUGUUCAUAAACCAAAAGCUACGACUAGUGGACGUGGUAGAAGACGAAGCAAUAGCACUCGUCUUAGUUUAUUAAGCAGCCCCAGUUUUCCUUUGCUUUAUCCUCCGAAUGUAAAAAUUGGAAUCAUAAGUAAACUUGGACAAGGGGCUUUUGCUCCGGUUUAUCUUGCUAAAGAACUUCCCUUAGAAAGCGAGAUUUCUGAAAAAAAAGAGAACGGGACCAUCGAUUCAAAAUUAUACGCAUUAAAGAUAGAGAGUCCAUCUUCUCCUAUUGAGUAUUAUUUGACACAGGAAGCUCGAAGGCGGAUGAGCGGUGACAGAGAUAUUGAUUCCAUACUUCCCGUUUACUAUUUAAGUAUGUAUCAGAAUUCAAGCCAUUUGUUAAUGGAAUAUCGACCACAAGGAUCGGUUUUGGACCUGGUGAACUCAUUACGAAACUCUUCCAGUUCUGUUCCAGGAAUUGAUGAGAUGUUAGUAUUUUUUUUCUCGAUAGAAUUCUUGAGAAUCAUUGAAGGGUUGCAUUCACAGCAAAUAAUUCAUGGGGAUUUGAAGGCUGACAAUGCAUUGCUGCGCUUGGAAACUGUGAAUGAUUUGGAAUGGGAUCCUAGCUAUUCUCCUGAAGGGUAUUGCGGUUGGUCUUCAAAAGGAAUUUUUCUUAUAGAUUUUGGUAGAGGCCUCGAUAUGUCAUUGUUUAAACCAAAAACAAAAUUUAUGGCAAAUUGGGAAACCGACUUGCAAGAUUGUAUAGAAAUGCGUGAGGGCGAGCCAUGGACGUAUCAAGUUGAUUAUCACGGACUAGCCGCUAUCAUUCACACAAUGCUUUUUGGACAAUAUAUAGAGACAAGACUUGACUAUUCUACUGGUCAGAGAAGGCAAGUAUUGACUCAGCGGAUGAAACGGUAUUGGAACCAAGAAAUUUGGAAUCAGCUAUUUGACGUUUUACUGAACCCUACGUUGCAAACGACAGAAGGUAAUCUUCCCAUUCCGGAUCAAUUAAAGGGUAUACGGUUAGAAAUGGAGAAAUGGCUUGUUUAUCAUUCCACAAGUGGAAUCGGACUGAAAGGCAUGCUAAAAAAAAUUGAACAAAAGCUUGCUAGCUGA
Messenger RNA from Schizosaccharomyces osmophilus, 2991 nucleotides. It is a transcript of the gene bub1, whose product is annotated as mitotic spindle checkpoint kinase Bub1. Lineage: Eukaryota; Fungi; Ascomycota; Schizosaccharomycetes; Schizosaccharomycetales; Schizosaccharomycetaceae. The record is from RefSeq and is a predicted model, not a curated record. Gene Ontology annotation, molecular function: ATP binding; protein kinase activity. Gene Ontology annotation, biological process: meiotic sister chromatid cohesion, centromeric; mitotic spindle assembly checkpoint signaling; protein phosphorylation. The coding region runs from base 1 to 2991 and encodes 996 amino acids. The transcript has a single exon.